Elaeis guineensis (African oil palm) is the source of this 637-nucleotide messenger RNA. NCBI's taxonomy places the organism in Eukaryota, Viridiplantae, Streptophyta, Magnoliopsida, Arecales, Arecaceae. The record is from RefSeq and is a predicted model, not a curated record.
UGUUAGGGGACUUAGCUGUCACCCCGUCCUCCGGUCCCAGCGAGUAAACGGAGGAGCCACAGGGACCUCAGUUUCAUAUCCAAAUCCCUUUGGCCUUCAGAUAUAUUAUAAAUAUACAACAAAAAAGGCAAGCAAGGGAGAGACGAAGUAGGUGGAAAUCCAACAGGUCAAGCUCAUGGAAGGGAUGGCACCCCCUCGAAUGCCGUCAGCAGCUGGUUUCGGCUUCCUCGCCUCGCUGUACUCUUCUUUGGAGACGUCGCCGAGCUUUUCCUGGCACCAGAUUUGGGUGAUAUGGGUGCAGAUAAGAGCCAAUGCGGUGGCGCCGGUGCUGAAGCUCGCCGAGGUGCUGUGCUUGAUCAUGUCGGUGAUGCUGAUCACGGAGAAGUUGUCGAUGGGCACCGCCAGCCUCUUCGCCAAAGUAUUCCGGUGGCGGCCGGAGAGGCGGUACAAGUGGGUGCCCAUGGGGCAGGACUUGGAGAUGGGCAGCCUGGCUUAUCCCAUGGUGCUUGUACAAAUUCCCAUGUUCAAUGAGAGGCAGGUGUAUAAGCUCUCUAUUGGAGCAGUAUGCGGGCUUUCGUGGCCAUCCGAUCGAAUCAUAGUCCAGGUUCUCGACGAUUCGACCGACCCCGAAAUUAAG